This is a messenger RNA of Patella vulgata (common limpet), 1351 nucleotides long. RefSeq names its product TNF receptor-associated factor 3. Lineage: Eukaryota; Metazoa; Mollusca; Gastropoda; Patellidae. Bases 277 to 1332 code for a protein of 351 amino acids. Gene Ontology annotation, molecular function: zinc ion binding; protein binding. The transcript has 7 exons. The record is from RefSeq and is a predicted model, not a curated record. Gene Ontology annotation, cellular component: plasma membrane signaling receptor complex. Gene Ontology annotation, biological process: positive regulation of JNK cascade; protein K63-linked ubiquitination; tumor necrosis factor-mediated signaling pathway.
AAGAUCAAUCUUCACUUAAUCUAUUCUUUUCAACAUCCAAGCUGCUUGGAACAAAAUGUGGACAAUACCAUAAUAUAGUUUAUAUAGUGUAAACCAUUUGUGUUAAUGUAAUUUGUUGUAUAUACUGUAAAUAGUGAACUCGUCUGUUAUAAUUGGACAUACCCGAUUUAAAGUUUGAGCCACGUGUCUUGGUAUUCAUCGAAUCUCCUCUCAACAGUCUCAGCGUCUUGUAAGGCACAUGGUAUUAGCUGCAAGUAUAAAUUUGAUACAACACGAAUGCAGAGAAGAAAUUUGCCCCAGCAUCUAGAGGGUACCGAAGAACCUGUUGCAUGUGACUUUACGUAUUUUGGCUGCAAGAAAAUGGGAUCUAAAUCGGAAUUAAAGGAACAUAAAAUAAAAGAUGUUAAUCAACAUUUAGAAUUAAUGGCACGUAAUAUUAGGGAGAGAGAUAAACACCUCAUGGUAGCGCAGCAUGCUUCUGUAGCUAAUGUAACAGAUGAUAUAAAAGCUAAGAUAUUAUUAGUAGAAAAUGGUAUUAAAGAUUUAAAGCUGAAUCUAGCUGGAAUAACUGAAAAAGUUACAACAAUGGAGAGAAAAUUGGCUGAUCUACCAAGUCAAGUGGAUUUUGAACAACCGGCUCGGGAUAUCGUUGAUAUAAAAGGGAGAGUUGCCACUUUAAGCGAACAAUAUGACACCUUUACGCACCAUCUCCAUGGUAACACUGAAAUAAGUAUAGUCGGAAUGAAUCGACUAGAAGGAGCAUUGGAACAAGCAUGUCACAACGAGACAUUAAUCCAGAACCAUGAUGGUAGAAUAGCUGAAAUGGGUCAGCGAUUUCAGAUAUUAGAAGCGGCAAGUUACAACGGUGUAAUCAUAUGGAAGAUCAAAGACUACAUGCGAAUAAAACAGGAUGCCGUCAAUGGGAGAAUACUGGCUUUAAAUUCCCGACCAUUUUAUACCAGUAAAUAUGGAUACAAGAUGUGCGUUAGGGCGUUUUUGGACGGAGAUGGUAUGGGCCAAAAUACCCACGUUUCCUUGCUCUUUGUGGUCAUGGGCGGAGAAUUUGAUGCCUUGUUACCGUGGCCAUUCCAACAAAAGGUCACAUUAUACAUCAUGGAUCAAGGCCCAGGUAAACGCCAUCUAAGCGACCAUUUUCACCCGGAUGCUACAAGUACAAGUUUUAGACGACCGGUUUCUGAGAUGAACGUGGCCUCAGGCUGUCCACUGUUUGUCAGCCAUACUGUUUUAGAAAGCAACUCAAACCAGUAUAUAAAGGAUGAUACUUUAUUUAUACGCUGUAAUGUAGACUUAAAUGGCUUGGAUAACGUUUAAUGUAGACAGAGCUGAAUAU